Molecule: messenger RNA, 276 nt
Organism: Caenorhabditis sp. 36 PRJEB53466
Lineage: Eukaryota; Metazoa; Nematoda; Chromadorea; Rhabditida; Rhabditidae
Source: the annotation of a GenBank genome assembly
AUGGACAACAUCAAAACCACGUUCUACACGGUCACUUACGAGGAAAUUCGUCCGGGCACACGGAAAAGGGGUUAGUUUUAAUGCGAACCGAGUCUCUUCAAACAUUUUCAAAUCCUAGGUCACUCUGAGCCACCGGAACCGGAGCCCGAGCCGAAAAAGUUCAAUGAACCGGAAAGGAUCGACGUCGACGCAGAGAUUUUGAGAAAACAAGAGAAUUUGGAGAUUGUCGUGGCGAGAAUCAAGAGCCGAGCUGCAAAACUGAUGUGCAACGGAUAA